Molecule: messenger RNA, 2298 nt
Organism: Acanthochromis polyacanthus (spiny chromis)
Lineage: Eukaryota; Metazoa; Chordata; Actinopteri; Pomacentridae
Gene: ltb4r2b
Product: leukotriene B4 receptor 2b
Exons: 4
Coding region: 691-1785 (364 amino acids)
Biological process (GO): phospholipase C-activating G protein-coupled receptor signaling pathway; complement receptor mediated signaling pathway; inflammatory response
Cellular component (GO): plasma membrane
Molecular function (GO): leukotriene receptor activity; complement receptor activity
Source: RefSeq, a predicted model, not a curated record
AAACAAAGAACUAGCCAGCUAGCUGGCUAUUAGCUAACCCCAUCAGAUCGUUCUCAUGUCCAUAACAGCUGGCAUUCAUAAAGGUGCUAUCAUUUUUCCUGAUAAAAAGUUUAACUGAAAUCUAACCCCAAUUUAUAAUUCCUGAAAUAUUCUUAAGAAAGAAAACACAUGAUUACCAUCGGUAGAACAAUGAUAUCUUAAGAAUUUUUUACUUAACUUUUCUCUUUUCAUGGCAGGCGCAUUUUGCUGCUUUCUCCAUUUUGUCUCCGCAAAAACAAAUGUCUAGUACAGAAGACAUAAGUGAAUGGACUAGGUCUCAGAACGAGAAUGUAGUUGAACAGCACCACAAACUGCAUUUUGCAGAAAGAUCAGAGUUAAAUCAAUAUCCCAGCUAGACUGCUUUACUUAUGAAACCUGUAAAUCAAUACUUUAAAAUACUCUAAAAUUAGCAGUUAUCAGUAAAAUAUAUAUAUAAAUUAUUCUGUUAAAAAGAGUUACAAAUUUAUGCUAGAAUGGGUAAAAAAAUUGCAUCUCUUGUUGGACAGGUGCAACAAACUAGGCAUAAAAGACAUCUGAUGCUGCACAUUUCAGGUUUUGGCCAUAAAAACAAACUGGUGAGUGAUCAGGUUAAGUUUGUGUUUCAGCUUCUAACUUGCUCUCUUGUCUACAGGAUCUAAACCUUCUUUCAGGAUGAAGAACUUCACUCCUUCCCUCCUGACGACUCCCACCGAGGACCCCAACCCCGAGGACGACAGCGUUGUCAGCAACGACUUCUCCACCACGCUGGGCGCCCUCAUCCUCGGCCUGGUCUUCCUUUUGGGCGUCCCUGGCAACCUCUUCAUCGUCUGGAGCAUCCUGGCGCGCAUCCGGCGACGCUCGGUCACCACCCUCCUCAUCCUCAACCUGGCGUGCGCCGACGGCUUCCUCAUGGCCCUCACCAUCUUCUUCGUCAUCUACCUGGCCAAGCAGACGUGGAUCUUCGGAAACCCCAUGUGCAAGACCCUGUUCUACCUGUGCAAUGCCAACAUGUACGCCUCCAUUUUCCUGAUAACCCUGAUGAGUGUGCACCGGCUGGUGUCCGUGGUGUUUCCGCGGAGACUGAGCUACCUGAUCAAGAGAAAGGUGGUGAGGAGGGUCAUCGUGGGCAUGUGGGUACUGGUGAUGGUCAUUGCUGUCCCUUCCCUGGUGUUUCGAGAUGUGAGAGAAGACAGCGACGAGAGGAACAGAACCAGACUCGUGUGUGCUCCCAACCACACCCUGCCUCGACAUGUGAGGUUCCAGUACGCCUUUGAGACAGUAGCAGGAUUCAUCCUUCCCUACGCCAUCAUCAUAACCAGCUACAUCCUCAUCCUGAGACGCCUCAGAGAGACUAAGUUCCGGCGAAAGAUCCGCAGCGAGAAGCUCAUCCUGGCCAUCGUGGUGAUGUUUGGACUGUUCUGGCUGCCCUAUCACGUCAUCAACAUGAUUCAGGUGGCAGCUAUGUGGUACAAAGAGGAGUCACCAACAAGAGAGAUAUUGGACCACAUCUCUAAGUCCAGCCGUGCCGUCACCUCAGCUCUGGCCUUCAUCAGUAGCUGCGCCAACCCCGUCCUCUACACCUUUGCUGGGAAGUCGUACAUCAAGCAGAACGGCUUCGCUUUCAUGGCGAAGCUGUUCGAGGGGACAGCGUCCGAGGGGAUGGGCAACAAGAAGAGCCGAGUGUUGGGUAAAGACACCGUGGGUCACAGUAACACUGACUCUCCGAGCAGCACGAUGGCUACUACUGCACUAAACGGAAACAGUUAACCUUGAGCUCAAAAGAAACCGAACAUUUGUAGAGCUACAUGUGGACUGUGUAGAUAUCGUUGUGAGGCUGCAGAUGAACCAAAUUGGUGGAUUAUGAGUUUUAUUGGAUAGUGAUACCUGCACCAAUACACCAAAACUGUAAAUAGUCUUUUUUCAUUGCUAUAGUUACAGAAAACAGCAAAAUCAGUAAUACUGUAUUCACUUACUACUGCAUACAGCGCUCCAUCUACUUGGGGAGCAACUGCACUGUGGGAAAAACAUUCUUUGUAAAUAAUACAUAUAAUAAAUUGUUUUUAAUACAGUAGAUGUAUGUUCUCAGCAGAUCUGAUAUUUCUGAAGGUUUAUGAACAUGCAGUGUUGAUAAGCAACUAUAAUUUGUCCUAUGAAGAUCUACUGUAUUACAACUGCUCUGGUUGUCAAUUUUCUUUACUUAUUUGGAAAGUAAUUGAUGGGAAAUAUGUAAACAAUGAUAUAUCUUUUUACAAAUACAUUACUGAAAUCCACUCUUGAAAA